CAGCAGCAAUGGGAGGCCAUACAGCACCCUAUGACAAAAUGGAACCCACCAGCAGUGUGAAGAGACCUGAAAGUGGCACAUGGCAGAGUGUGGCGAUGGAGACAGCAGCAAUGGGAGGCCGUACAGGGACCCAUGACACACUCUGGACCUGGCAGCAGCAUGAGGAGGCGGUACAGGGGCCCAUGACAGAUUACGGGCCUGGCAGCAGCAUGAGGAGUCGGCGGUACAGGGGCCCAUGGCAGAGUGGCGGAGCGUAAGCAGCUAAAAUUGAAGGCCAUACAGAGGCCUAUGUUAAAAAGUCCCCCCAGCAGCAGCGUGGGGAGACGACUAUCAAGAGUCCAAUGGCAGAGUGGCGGAGCAGAAGCAGCUUCAAUUGAAGGCCAUACACAGGCCUAG
Messenger RNA from Staurois parvus, 396 nucleotides. Lineage: Eukaryota; Metazoa; Chordata; Amphibia; Anura; Ranidae. The record is from the annotation of a GenBank genome assembly.